This is a messenger RNA of Fusarium vanettenii 77-13-4, 1927 nucleotides long. RefSeq lists its product as uncharacterized. The transcript is spliced from 2 exons. The coding region runs from base 195 to 1025 and encodes 276 amino acids. NCBI's taxonomy places the organism in Eukaryota, Fungi, Ascomycota, Sordariomycetes, Hypocreales, Nectriaceae. The record is from RefSeq and is a predicted model, not a curated record.
GAACCCCCCUUGCCUCGAGACUACAUCAUCGCCUUGUCCGAUGGCCGUCCUCGCGUGCUGUCGUCAUCUCUCAAUAGCUCAGACGGCGGUUUUCAGGUCUCAAUGACCCUGACAAAAUAGCCCUCCCGUCUUGCAAUACACCUUCCUCUCUUAACGCGGGACACCCAAAAACUCAACCCUUCUUUAACCACACAAUGUUAUUAAGCAUGGAUGUGAUGAAGAUGCGAGACUGGACCUAUCUGGAGGAUCCCCCCAAAGAUAUUGGUCCAGCUCGACAUAUUCUCGAGGUAUACAGCAAAAUUCCUUACAAUGACCUCGACGAUCACAUCCGCCGUGUUCGCGAGAAGGCCUGGUGCAUAUCCCGCUACCCCUUUGUUGGACGAUGGAAAUUUCUCUACAUCCCCGACCCCAAGGACCCUCGCUACCAGCAGGUCCUCUUCCGCCUCAACGUCGGCGGCUCAAGAGAUGUCCUACUCGACCUGGGCUGCGGAGUUGGACAGGUCAUCCGGCAGUUCCGUGCUGAUGGCGUGGAUGGCGCACAAUUAAUUGGCACAGACCUGCAAUCCAAGUUUAUCGACAUCGGCUACGACCUCUUUCAGGAUCGAGACCUGCUCGGUGCGACGUUUGUUGCAGGCGACAUGUUGGAUCCCGAGGACAAGGAGCUGGACACAUUACGCGGCAAGAUUACCCUCGUCCACGCCGGCAGCUUCUUCCACCUCUUCAAUUGGGUUCAACAACUGUACAUGGGGAAGCGUCUGGUUGAAUUUCUCAAGCCCGGGACGAGAAACGCGAUGAUAUAUGGCCGCCAAGUCGGGACGAACCAUCCCGGUCCCUCGUCUACCAGCAGUCGAUCUGCAUAUCUACAUGACCAAGCAAGCUUUCAACAGCUCUGGGAUGAAGUCGGUGCGAUGACAAAGACACGAUGGCAAGUUCAGCUCGAACCGACUGGAGAGCCAGUCUGUAAACUGCCCGGCUUUGGCAACAAUGCAUUCCCAGUCAACUUUACCAUUUACCAGGUCUCUUGAGAAGCGACAUUGAACGGCUUACUCGGAUGGAACGGCGCCUGUAUUACGACCCUGGCCUCGCCUCCUUUCUUUACGCCGUCCGUCAAUAUUUUUGACGACGCUGUGUCGCAUGCGAAGCUGGAACUCUAAUUCGACAGCGAGGAUCUCCACCAAUAUCCGUCAAGCGACUUGGCUCAAUUCGGCUGGCGGACAGGUCGACUUAAACUAGCGCCAACACUCAGGCUACAGGUCGGAUCCGCGAUAAAGAGGGCGGAAAAGACGGGGCAUGAACGAGCUGACGAAAUGCCUGGUUGGCCUGGACUCGACUUCGUCGACUCGCGAGUCAACAACUCUCAAUGCUUAUCGAUUUGAGUCCGGGGCGACACGUGCGAUGGCGUCCGCCUUCAGUCAACAUGAGCGACGAUCAAAGCUUCCCUCAGCUCUCGGGCGUACGGCUUUCCCCCCUUUGUUUUUAUUUCCGCGGACGAUGCGAUCCCCUGUCGAAUCUGGGUUGAUGAAACGCGACCUCGUCUACUAGAGGAGCAUCGAUGCGAUCCUGCAAGCGUGCUCCUGCGCGCGUUUGAUGAAAUGGCGAGAUUUCGUCGUUCUAACUUGCAAUAUUUAAUAAUGAGCCAUGCGCGUCAUGGACCUCGUGGCAUUCCCCCUUGGACGGCGUGGCAAACGCCGAGGGGGAACUACAGCUCGGCCAACACCAUCCCGAGAAGAGUUUGGCUGAAGGAGUAAAAUCAUGUGGCAUAAUUAAUGAUAGAUGAGGCGUUUGGGAACACGUGGGCGCUUGAUUUUGGGUUUGGAGCAUGUGUUUUCAUUGAUAGCGGCUUGCAUUGAUUGGCAUAGAACAGCGUCAUGCUGAAGACAUAGAAACGAUGAAUAGAAGAAAAGAAUGAUUUUUCGACCUCCUCAAA